Messenger RNA from Hemibagrus wyckioides, 6743 nucleotides. RefSeq names its product solute carrier family 7 member 5 (gene slc7a5). Bases 167 to 1690 code for a protein of 507 amino acids. The record is from RefSeq and is a predicted model, not a curated record. NCBI's taxonomy places the organism in Eukaryota, Metazoa, Chordata, Actinopteri, Siluriformes, Bagridae. The transcript has 10 exons. Gene Ontology annotation, cellular component: membrane. Gene Ontology annotation, biological process: neutral amino acid transport; amino acid transmembrane transport. Gene Ontology annotation, molecular function: L-amino acid transmembrane transporter activity; neutral L-amino acid transmembrane transporter activity.
GGAGGAAGCGAUGCUAUACUUUAAGUCUUUGCCUCGCUGAGCUGCACCUUAACAUCGCCACGCUUCUGUGAGUCACACAACCGGGAACCGGCGGACGGAGCGCGUGAACCGCUUCUCUUUAUUUUAGAAUAAAUAAAUAUAUAACUCAAACCCAAAAGGACCGAAAAUGUCGAAUGUGAAGAAGAGAAAUUCGGGACACCGCGACGAGGACGAGGACCAACAGGCGGCGGAGAAGAUGCUCGGCGGUGCAUCAGGCUCCGGCGGUCCCGCGCCGGCGGCGGACGGAGAAGAGACUGUGGUCCUACAGCGCACCAUCACGCUGCUGAACGGCGUGGCCAUCAUCGUGGGAACCAUCAUCGGAUCAGGGAUCUUCGUGACGCCGACCGGCGUGGUGAAGGAGGCUGGCUCGGUGGGUCUGUCUCUGGUGGUGUGGACGGUGUGCGGUGUGUUCUCCACGGUGGGCGCGCUGUGCUACGCCGAGCUCGGGACCACCAUCACCAAGUCCGGCGGGGACUACGCCUACAUCCUCGAGGUUUACGGCUCGCUGCCGGCUUUCCUCAAGCUCUGGAUCGAGCUGCUCAUCAUCAGGCCCUCGUCUCAGUACAUCGUAGCUUACGUCUUUGCUACCUACCUCCUCAAGCCUUUGUUCCCGGUGUGUCCGGUGCCCGAGACCGGCGCCAAGCUGGUCGCGUGCCUGUGCAUCCUGUUGUUGACGGCGGUGAAUUGCUACAGCGUACGCGCCGCCACCCGAGUCCAGGACGCCUUCGCUGCUGCUAAGCUCCUCGCUCUGGGACUCAUCAUCAUUGUCGGCUUUGUGCAGAUCGGCAUAGGUGAUACCACAUCGCUUUCACCCGAGAACGCUUUCAAAGGAUCCAACAGCGACUUUGGGAACAUCGGCCUGGCUCUAUACAGUGGCCUCUUCGCAUACGGAGGCUGGAAUUAUUUGAACUUUGUCACUGAAGAAAUGAUUGAGCCGUACAAAAAUCUGCCCCGUGCCAUCAUCAUCUCACUGCCCAUCGUCACCAUCGUCUAUGUGCUGACCAACCUGGCCUACUUCACCACUCUCAGCCCUGAGGAAAUGCUCGUCUCUGAGGCUGUAGCUGUGGAUUUUGGGAAUUAUCACUUAGGCCCCAUGGCGUGGAUCAUCCCGGUGUUUGUUGGACUUUCCUGCUUCGGCUCAGUCAACGGCUCACUGUUCACCUCAUCCAGGUUGUUCUUUGUGGGAUCGCGUGAAGGUCAUCUUCCCAGCCUGCUGUCCAUGAUUCACCCAAAUCUGCUCACCCCACUGCCCUCUCUGCUGUUCACCUGCUUGAUGACGCUCCUCUACGCCUUUUCCAACGACAUCUUCUCAGUCAUCAACUUCUUCAGCUUCUUUAACUGGCUCUGCAUCGCCAUGGCGAUCAUCGGAAUGAUGUGGCUGCGCUAUAAAAAACCUGAGCUUGAGCGGCCAAUCAAGGUGAACAUCCUGUUGCCUCUUUCCUUCGUCCUGGCGUGUCUCUUCCUGAUCGUUGUGUCCAUCUGGAAAACUCCAGCCGAGUGCGGCAUCGGGUUCGGCAUCAUCGCCACUGGCGUUCCCGUCUACUUCUUCGGCGUUUGGUGGCAGAACAAACCCAAGUGGCUUAAGCAGCUCAUCUUCUCAGCCACAGCGUCCUGCCAGAAGGUGUUGGAAGUCGUGCCUCAGGAGUCAUGAGGGAACUAAAACAAAACCCAAACAGACGCUUUAGAAAAAAUUCUGCGCACAAACAAAAAAACAAAAAUUUCAUAAUUUCCCUUCUGACCUCUACCUAUACUCUCUCUCUCUUUAUCUCUCUCUUUCUCUCUCUGUCUCUCCAUGAGCUUUCCCUGUGGGUAAAUGCAUCAAUCCGCACCUUAACGGGGAAAACAAAAGACAUGAGGUGUUGACCUAGUGCAGGAUUCUUUACUUUAAUUCCCUCUAACCUCUAAGACUUUCUUGUAGUUUGUUUUUAAAGCAGUGUAAGCUUUCUCUUUUUGCUUUAUUACUUUUUCUAUUUCUGACAUUCCUUUCAGAACUUUGAGUAUAGCGUGGCAUGGUGUGUGUGUGUGUGUGUGGUGGUGCUUUAAGUAUGUGCUGCAGACUCAGACUCGUUUGAACACCCUACAUAGCUUCUAAGACCUUUAAUUCAUAACGGAGUGAAUAUAGCUGUCAACAGCGGGUGUUUGUUAUUGAAUCAGCCCGGUCACCUGUUUCCGUUAAAAUGAAAGUUGCGAAAGGUGUCGAAGAUUCUGUGACUGCGAGCGCAGCAGCCACAUCUUUCUGUUUCCUCACAAGUCUCCUCGUGUUGGUUUAUUGUUUUCCGUUUUUGUUUUGUUUUUUUACAGGGAGUUAGUUCAGUCAGCUGUGAGUCAAUCGAGUGACGUCGACGAGAACACGCACAGCACUAACGUUAACCGUAGAAAUGUUUUGGACUUCACUGGAAUUUGCAAAUCUCUGUCGGUUGUCAUUCGAAUAAAAAAGGAAGUUCAGGUCCUGCAGCGUUGCGUUCAGAAAUCGCCGAAAGCGUCAGAGCCAGAGGUUCUGUUCUCAUGAUGAUUCGUGCUUUUCCGCACCUUUGUAUUUUUCCCACGUCAGCACAUUUCUGUGUGUUAAAUAUUUUCCACAUUCCUGUCUCUCUCUACAGUGGUCUUAUUAUGACCACAGCCAUCUAGAAACCUUUUUAAAUGAGAAUUCAUUUUUAUUAUUUCGUCUUGGAUGCCUGAAAGACUCGCGGUUAUAUCGUACCUUGUUAGAUUGUUAGCAUUCACAGCAUCAGACUGAUUUGUAUAUUUUGGACCUGGGCUAAUGGACAUGAAGUAUCUCGGAGUCAGGGCCAGCUAGUCUGCGCUGCUGAUUAGUAAAUCGUUAAAUGGGCAUCGUAGGCAUUCUUUUAUCUUUUUUUUUUUGUUGUUGUUAUAACUUGAAUGCUCAAACCAGUGGCAUUUGUAUUAAAUAUGCAGUAAAAUUGUAUGAACCAAUUUUCACAUAUUUUAGCGACAUAUUUCCAGAUGCUAUUCUUCUCUAGCUGCAGAAGCACAGAAACACUCCAUAAAACUAAAGAGCGAAAGGAAAAAUCCACCCUGCGUAUUUUAAUCAUUUAUUUUAACGUUGCUUGAACAGUUUCAGGAACUACCCACAAUGCCAUUCGAAUACCUGUUGAUUGCGGUGUGGCGGGAUUCGGUCCAUGCGUCGUCUGUACCUAAAGAGAUGCGGCAGUGCUUUAGUUUUUUUAACUCGCCUGUACAUUCCACACUAACAGAUCAGCAUCCAAAGCAUCUCGCACACACCCUACUGACUAGCUGAGACGCGUCUCUACUAAUGUAACGUCGUAUAGCUGCACUGCAUUCUGAGAUUUUGGGUCCGGCGUUUGUUCCUCCGUCUCCGCUGCUUAGAUUCUGGUUUUCUCAUUAAUACACUGAGAUGAAAAUGCUGAGAGAAGACGGUUUUGUAGCAGAAUCCUGACUUGAUGUUGAAAUCCGUUAAACAGCAUACACUCUCGUGUCGCAGGAAUACCUGAGCAAAAGAUUAGCAGCAGAAUUGCUAAACGCAUCACAGCCAUUUCGACGUUACAUGCUGAACAGGGUGGAAAUUUUUCUUUAUCUCUUAUAGAGAAGAGCAGAUAUGUAAAAACUACACUGGGCCGAACACUGAACCCUGAGGCACUCCGUCACCCACUGGAUACAGACAACACUUUUUUACAGUAUUUUUGUGUUAUUGUAGUGGAGUUGUUAUAACUGAAUGCCUUUGACACGUUUUUUCUUCUUUUACAUGUUGCGUUACAAUCAUCACUCGAAUCUUAUAAAGAACAACAAAAUAUCUAGAACCUACACUGGGCUUAGUACUGAACCCUGAGGCACUCCAUAAUACAGGAAAUAGUCUUUUAAGUCACUCGCCAAUCUUUAUACACCGCCUGAUUUGGAUUUUGCCAGAGGUUUACAAAAUGAAUUUCAGUUAUGCCGUGCUUUUCUGUGCCUCUGAUAUAAAUACUAUAUUUAAAAAAAAUUAAAUAAAUAAAAAAAAUAAUAGAAAAGAGAAACAAAGUUGUGUUAGAUAGUGUCGAGUUGUACAUAUAUGUUUACCUGUGAGCAUAACUAAUCUCAAAGGUUCGAUGAAAUGUUUUGGAAGCCCUGAGAAAUGUGAGAUUUUUAGCAAGAAUUUAUGGGGAAAAAAAUUUUUUGGAACGGAAAUCUCACUGGGUAGAGCCGAGAGGUUUUAAAAUUUAGCCUGCAGUUAAAAUGGCAAAAAGUAAAUAAAUUUAAAAAAUGACUGACUGACUUAUAUUUUUUGUAGUCUUGUAGGCUAGCCUCAGAAUGAGAAGGUAAAGAAGCCCUGGGCUGGAAGAUUUUUUAUUUAUUUUUUUCUCAGUAGAACACCAUAAAAAUUCCAGUCUUUCACCUGAAGUUGAUUUUAGCUACCUCACCAACACAUCCUCCACGUUUUUUAGCAACAUUGCCCCAAACUCCCCUCUGUCUGUAAAUGUUCGUCAUUUAUACCUUUCUAACAUAUCAAUACUGACACAAAUGGACGUGACCUUUCUUUCCCACCCUUUACCUUAGAAACCCUGAUCCCUACUCAGUCGGUUUUACACGUCCUUCAGCUUGCGUUCACUCACAUGUCCGCCGUCGCUGGGGAUUUGUUCGUGUUCGAUUAUUCCGUUAUCGGGAAUCACUGCUGUUACUCUGGAUUCUUCUCGCUUCCUGUCGUCCUCAGUCGAGGUCAAUUUCCAGAAUCUAUAAAGAUGUUGCUUUUAUUUUAUUUUUUUUUUAUUUUUUUUUUGUAGGAUGGAGUAGAAGUGAAGUUCUACAAAUGCAAUAGAAACGUAAAGUAAGCUGUAGGUGUGGAUUUUUUUUAUUUUUUUUUGGUUUUGUGUUCUCUUUUUAUUCCAUCCGAAAGCAAUUUAGUAAGAUGGCUACUUUCUUUUAGGCGUAAAAGAGUCUUUUUCAAAGCAUGAGAAAGAUCUCCAGACUCUAAAUGAUUUCUGAGGCCAGUAUCAUUUGGCACUUACAUGUGUGUUACAGCUGUGUGUCUGCUUGUGUGUGUGUGUGUGUGUGUGUGUGUGUGUGUGAAAAUGUUUAGCUGAAGAUUGAACUAACAGUGAAGCCAAUCAGACUAAUGUAAAUUAGUGCUGCUGACCGUUACUUAUCCUAUUUAUUUAUUUCUAGGGACUUUGCUCUUUAAUAUUUUUGUAUCUUAUUAGUGCAUUAAUAUAUUUUGCUUUUUAUUUGAGGGGGGGGUUGUUUGGGGUUUAGUUUUUCUUUUGUUUUAAAUAUUCCUUAUGUUGGAUUUUUUUUUAGGUCGUAGAGUUGCUAACAAACUUUCUGCUGUAAUUUAAUUUGAAGAGUUUCUGAUUGCUGUUUGUCUGUCUCAAAGCUAAAGUGUGAAUAAACUCCCGGAGUCUGCCCUCGCGUCAGUGACGUCUCGCCGUGCAAACUGAAACACUGGUUCUGGAUGGUUCUGUUUCCAUCUUGGUGAAGUGGUAAUUCCAGAGGAUUUGUGUAUCAUGGAGCUACAGGUAGCCAUUUUCGUCUGUUCUGGUAUUUUCGGAACAUUUCAAGUCAGAAACUCGCACCGGACAAACAUGAAAAGACGUGACCAAAUGACCAACUCUGUGAUCUGGUGCUUUUUGUCGACAUCCCUGAAAAUCCAGCCCCUCAUCUGCAUAAUUUUGCAUAGAAAAAUUGAGUCAAGAAAAUUGAAACUGGUCCGCAAGUUACAGAAACUUUUGUUGACUUCCAUGAUGCUAAUCGCAAUGGACAGUGAAGUCAGAUGGAAAUUUUUGAAGGAUUAAAUCAACUCGACAUCCAAACAAAUAUUUACACCUCAGCAAUUUAUUUUUAAUAAUUCAGUCCGAUUCGCUUCACUUCAUCUCUUGCUCCAUGACCUGGAGAAAAUAGAGAAAUACAUAUAUAUAUUCUUUAUUUUUUUACUUUUAUAGACGUGAAAUAAAAAUAGUGACCACGUUGUUUUACUAGCAUGUGGUGUGUGUUCCUGUUACCGCCUCAGCUACUGAAAACACUCCACGCUCUUGAAGCAAUUACUUUUGCCUAUUUUAGAACUGUGGCUGGUUUAUGAACUGGUUUACUCGUUACCUCGAGUAGGGAGGAACGGACGGAGGACGCGGCUGUAUAAAAUCUAGUUUACCAAAAGCGUUGCUGGAUGCAAGUUGACUUCCUGACUUGAGAUCCCUCAAAUCUCCAAGAACAUCUUGAGUCACUUUCCAUUAAGAUGAUGAUGAGGAAGUCAUUGAGAGUGUGCUACAUUAUUAGGAUGCAACCCAUUUGGCACUGAAGCAGGGAGUGAACUUACCAACCAUUUUACACAAAUCACAACAAGGUUCUCUUGUUAACUGCCGGCGCUAGAAACUAUUCCUGUACAGUAGCCCAUCUUUAACACUGAGCUGCCAUUUCCCCCACCUCACACACACACACACAUGUGCGCACACCACACUGAACUGAGGGCGGACUGUGGGUUUGGUCACACUCUGGCAGUUUGUGUCUAACACUCAGUGUGUUGCUUUUGUGUAGUGAUUCAGCUGAUCUCAGAUCUGUGUUAAACUCCAUAAUGUUCCAGUCUGGAGUCUGUGCUGUGUGUUUUCAGCUGAUCUCAGAUCUGUAAAAUGUUUGGCAGACAAAUCAGUGUAUAAACAGACAACAAUACCGUCAACAUGUCCGUUUCUCUGCUGUUUGUGCGAAAUGUCUACUGAAUAUUUUUUUUUUUUUUUUUGAGAAAUAAAAAUGAAAAUUAUGAA